Molecule: messenger RNA, 606 nt
Organism: Mycena indigotica
Lineage: Eukaryota; Fungi; Basidiomycota; Agaricomycetes; Agaricales; Mycenaceae
Exons: 3
Coding region: 1-606 (201 amino acids)
Source: RefSeq, a predicted model, not a curated record
AUGCUGGCCGCUCAUCGCCUCUGCAGCAAUUUAGCUGCUGCAUUAUUCAUCCUUUCCUUACAUUCUUUUGGUAACUCGACUCCUCUUCCUCCGAAUAACAUCCCCCCUGCCGUCCAACCUCCAGCGUACUCGAUUGCCGUAGUUGUUGUGAUGUGUGUCUGCUUGACUAUUGCUAUACUGGGCAUUCCUGUGGCCGUAUAUCUGAUUCUACAAAAACGUCAACGACACUUCGACAACCAUGUUCACAAGAUCGAUUCGAGCCGUCCACAUCCCCCCAUCUAUGUCCACCUCGACUCGGAGCUCCCCCUGAUGCAGCAAGUGCAGCCUGCCUAUCGCGAGUCACUCACUCCAUUACAAAAGAGCCAAAUUCCUGGCUACCUGCCCCGUCCUCUUCCCCGGAAUGUGCCCGUGUCAGCGGCCCCAUCUGAUGUGGCAAGUGUGAAAACACACUGGCGGGGACAAUUCUCUGGCUCCCCUGAAGAGCUUGACCAAUUGGCGGAAGACCUAGCGAAGCACUAUGUUCUGACUAACCAUGCUGCUCGCGCGGCUCACCAUGGGCAUCGAUAUUCAAUCUCGUUGACGGGUCGGUCCAGAGCGUACCAGUGA